Guillardia theta CCMP2712 is the source of this 2043-nucleotide messenger RNA. RefSeq lists its product as hypothetical. Gene Ontology annotation, biological process: SCF-dependent proteasomal ubiquitin-dependent protein catabolic process. Gene Ontology annotation, molecular function: protein binding. The coding region runs from base 1 to 2043 and encodes 680 amino acids. The record is from RefSeq and is a predicted model, not a curated record. Gene Ontology annotation, cellular component: SCF ubiquitin ligase complex. NCBI's taxonomy places the organism in Eukaryota, Cryptophyceae, Pyrenomonadales, Geminigeraceae. The transcript has 6 exons.
AUGAGGGAGAGCUUCUCCUCCUCGAACGCGCCCAAGCUGCGAGUCUUGUCCGGCCCCAACAAGAGCGAGACCUUUCAGCUGCGGCUAGGGAACAAUGUCGUUGGGAGAGCUUCGGAUUGCGACGUGUGUCUGGAAGGGUCCGGCAUCUCCAAGCGCCAUGCGUCCAUCGUUGUGUCUGCUGAGAGGACGGACAGCAAGACUUUCACAGUGCAGAUUGAGGACCUUGGUAGCACAAACAAGUCCUUUCUCGGAUCCUUGGAGGAGCCAGUAGAGCUGACACCUGGACGACGUUAUCCGAUGGAGCAUGGAGAGGUGGUCGUGUUCGGGGAUGUUGCCUGCGUCCUGCUGUCGCGGAACAAGUCCCAGCCCUCCUCCUGUGAAGCGACGCAGACAGAAGACUUCCCUGAGGUGGUCGGGAUGACGGGGAGCGGAUCCAUGAUAGGAGAAGCCAUCCAGACUACCGCCCCUGACAUGACGGUGCAGUCGCAGGAGACGAUCUUGACGCAGCUGGACAAGCUGAUGCAGGGGAUGACGAACCUGUACUCCAUCGUGCAAGGAAGCGCCCCUGGCUCCAUAGCGUCAGACUCCUGGGCUCCUCCCAGGACCUCGACGAGCGUCAUGCAGAGCAACAUGACGCAGACGGACUUCGAGCUGGGGGAAGAGGACAUCAUCCUGAACCAGACGGACGUCGACAUGUGGCCGCACGAGCAGGCGAGGGUGUCGGUCAUGGCCUCGGACAUGCACACAAGGAGUGUCGGGGAGCGAGCAGGAGCGAACCUGCAAGGGAUGGGGACUCAGUCCCAGCUCCUGCCGCCGAGUCUUGAUGCAGAUCGACCUCUCCCCGGCAUCCUGCGGCACGCAGCCGUUGCUGCGCCUCAGCCCACCUUGGACCCUUCACUCUUCCAGGACUUGUACCGCGGGGUGACGGCGGAGGGAAGGACGACGCAGAGAUCUCUGCAGAGGUCGCGCAUGCAUACUCACAGGAGCAGACACAGCGAUGCCAUGCUCGAGGAGGAGGAGGAGGAGGUGCUGGUGAGCAUGAGAGACGUCCAGGUCCCUCAGAGGGUCGUGUUCCAUAUCCUCUGCUUCCUCCCUCGCAUCCCCUGCAUGCUGCUUAUGUCCUCCGUCAACUCGUACUUCCGGAGACUGUGCGAGGCCAGCCUCCUGUGGGAAGAGCUCGACCUCUCCUGGAACACCAUCUCCCCGGACCCCAUCUGCAACAGGAUCACCGACGAGAUCCUGCACCGGCUGCUGACCAGGUGCUACCGGACCUCCCUCCUCCGCGUCGACCUCUCGGGCUGCAGCUUCGUCAGCGACUGGACGCUCCUCAACCUCUCGAAGCACAGCUACAACGUGCGGUCCAUGGUGUUGAAGUGCUUCGCAGACGUCGGUCCGCAAAUCUCUGACGCCGGUCUUGUCGAACUUGCUCGCCGGCUCCCCAAGGUGGAACACGUGAACUUGUUCUGGUGCCACAGGAUCACCAACGUCUCUGUCACAACCCUCUCCUCCCACUGCCCCAACCUCAAGUCCCUCGACCUCUCCGGCUGCUUCGAGCUCACCGACCUCUCCAUCAUCUCCCUCGCAGAAGCUCAGUGCGGCCCUCAGCUACUCGACCUCAAGCUCAAGGCCUGCGAGUCCAUCUCGACCGAAGCUGUGCUCGCUCUCGCAAGGAGGUGUACAUCUCUACAAACUCUCGAUAUCGGCGGAUGCAGCAGAGUGAAAGGAGACGCGCUGGUCCUCGACAUUCACAUGAGAGCGAUGGCCCCGUCCUUCACGAGGAUCAGCCGCUUGAGCGUAGCUUACAGCCGCAACCUAUCAGACGACGGCAUCAAGGACAUGGUCAGGUUCUGCAACCAGCUCGAAGUCGCCGACCUCCGCGGCCUCCGUCGCAUGACGGAUGAUUCUCUCCUUAAACUCUCUCAGAUUGCCAGAAACCUCAGUAGCCUCGACGUCCGCGGCUGCCAGUCCCUCACUCAUGAGAUCCUAGGAAAACUUGCGACGCAGCUUGUCAAGUGCAGGUUCACAACGUCCUAUGUAAACUGA